AUGGAAAUAAAAGAUGAACGUUUUAUCCAAUGGCCGAACAAGUUGCGCGGCAAUCCCGAUAGAAGGAGCAAGAACAAGUAUUGCCAUUUUCAUUGGUACUACAAGCACAAUACAAGCGACUGCUACCACCUCCAGUACAAGAUCGAGAGGCUUAUCGAGGAAGGCCACCUCGGCCAGCAUAUAGAUCAAAAAGAAAACCGAGCCUCGGCGACCGAGGAACAGCCGAUUGACAACAAACCAACUGGAGAAAUCCGGACAAUCUUUGGUGGUCAUAAGGGCAGAGGAGAUUCAAACAACGCAUGGAAGGCCCAUGCGAGAUGCAUCAGACGCCCGGAAGUGAAAAUAAUGAUCCUCGCCCGACCCUCGAAAGAAAGAAAGCUGGACGGAUACAGCGUGAUUUUCACCGAUGAAGAUGCUCGAGGUGUUCAUCAUCCUCAUGACGACACACUGUCUCUGAGGACGAUAAAAGACAUCCAAAGAUUAACUGAAGAGUGGUUGUUCUCAAUCGUUUUGUAUCUAAGGCCACCGAUAAGUGUUUUCCCUUCUUCAGCAGUUGAAGGGGUGGCAGCUUGUCGAUUGGAGCGAAGAGUGUGA
Molecule: messenger RNA, 594 nt
Organism: Magnolia sinica
Lineage: Eukaryota; Viridiplantae; Streptophyta; Magnoliopsida; Magnoliales; Magnoliaceae
Exons: 2
Coding region: 1-594 (197 amino acids)
Source: RefSeq, a predicted model, not a curated record